UUCCAGUUCCGAUCCAACUACGGCUUUGACGAUCCCAUGGAGGGCGUUCUAGGCGCCGGCAUGAUGCGCGGUACCGCUCGCCGCUUUGACGAAUAUUACCGCUGCUACCCAGUCGCGAUGCUUCCCGGUCCCGAACGAGAGAAUGUCAAUCAUGGUGGCAAAGUCAUCAUGCCGCCUAGCGCUUUGGACAAGCUCACACGUCUUCAUAUCACCUAUCCUAUGCUCUUCGAGCUGCACAAUGGUGCGAAGGAGAGAAUGACCCAUGCUGGCGUACUGGAGUUCAUCGCUGAGGAGGGCAAGAUCUAUCUGCCAUUUUGGCUCAUGCAAACAUUGCUUUUGGAGCCUGGUGAUCUUCUUCAGAUUAAGUCAACAGAUCUUCCCCCAGGUCAAUUCAUCAAACUCCAGGCCCAGUCAACUUCCUUCCUCGACAUCAGCGAUCCCAAGGCCGUCCUCGAGAAUGCAUUCCGUAACUUCUCCUGUCUCACGAAAGGGGACGUCUUCACGUUCGCAUACAACGAUCAAGUCUACGAGAUGGCGGUUCUUGAGACCAAACCUUCAGGCUCCAGGAGUGCGGUAUCCGUGCUUGAAACCGACUUGGAAGUCGACUUCGCUCCCCCUACUCCUGGAAGUGUCAUAGGUGGAGGCAAACUACCUGCCGGGGGGCUCCUACACCCUCACGGUACUAUGGCUCAAUCCAUCAACUAUUCCGCCAUUGCCCCGGAAUCGACAGAGGCCGCCGCUGGAGCCAAGGCAGUGUCAUCCAACUUCUUGUCCGGAGGUCAACGUUUGAAUGCGAAAAAGGGUAGCAAAAACCCGACACCCAAAGCGAGCACCCCAGUUCCCGGAGCCACCAAUCCCCAGCACCCACCGCCAGUCCGAAGAACCAACGGUCCCCAGCCACUUCGACUCCCUCCCAACCAACUGUUCUUCGGUUACGCAAUCAAGCCACCCAAGCCGCGCGAUGAGAAUGGUCAAGUCAUUCCGGAGGAUCAGCCUAAGUUCCAGGGCAUCGGACAGACCCUGCGGGGCAAGAAGAAGGAUCUCGGAGAGUCGGCGACGCCCACCUCGGGAAGCGAGGCCGAAGGCCAGAAGGGCAAAGGUACUGGUGGUGGUCGGACCCUUGGCAAGAAGCGCUAA
Messenger RNA from Penicillium argentinense, 1137 nucleotides. RefSeq names its product polyubiquitin-binding protein UFD1. Lineage: Eukaryota; Fungi; Ascomycota; Eurotiomycetes; Eurotiales; Aspergillaceae. Gene Ontology annotation, molecular function: polyubiquitin modification-dependent protein binding. Gene Ontology annotation, cellular component: VCP-NPL4-UFD1 AAA ATPase complex. The transcript is spliced from 3 exons. The annotation marks the transcript as partial. The record is from RefSeq and is a predicted model, not a curated record.